Molecule: messenger RNA, 16925 nt
Organism: Brassica rapa (field mustard)
Lineage: Eukaryota; Viridiplantae; Streptophyta; Magnoliopsida; Brassicales; Brassicaceae
Product: probable ubiquitin-conjugating enzyme E2 23
Molecular function (GO): ubiquitin conjugating enzyme activity
Source: RefSeq, a predicted model, not a curated record
AAUCUUUCAGUAGCAGUUGUCAGGAUAUAUCAGACUAUGUAAAGCUGAUUAAGCAGAUCUUGUAAUAGAGUGUACAAGAUAAUUUCUAAUAAAGUAUUGGUGUUUGUUUGUGUAAUUUGUCUCUUGUUUUAUCUUCUGUUUUACCUUAAUUGUGUUUGCAUCUGCAUUUACAAUUGGUAUCAGAGCAUGUCACCUAAAUUACCGGUGUGAUCCUUAAGGUGGAGAUGGACACGAUUAUUUCUAUGCAGAAGGCGAGAUCAUGCUGAAUGCGGACCAGUAUGGUCAUUGGAAGGCUCGCAUGAAGCAGUUGAUUUGAGAAAUCAAUGAAGUGUGGACAUAUGAGAUGAGAAGAAGCCAAAGCCAAAAGAGGAUUGGUCAGAGGCAGAGUGCAAUGCAUCAAAAUUUAAUGCAAAUGUGUUGUCGGUAAUUUUUGGAGCCGUUGAAACAGAACAAUUGCAGCUGAUUCAAAGGAGUACUUCAGUUUAAGAGGCAUGGGAGAUCCUGCUGAAUUCGUUUGAAGGAGAUAAUAGUGUCAAGAGGACACGUCUGGAUCAUCUUAGGUCACAAUUUGAGAAUCUCAGGUGGUCUGAUAAUGAUUUGUGGCUAACUUCACUGCCAAACUCAGUGUCAUGGCGCAUGAAGCAUGUGUACUUGGAAAGAAGUACAAUGAGAAGCAGCUGGUAAAGAAGUUACUACGAUGUCUUCCAACAAAGUUUGGAGGUCAUAAGGUGGUCUUGAAUAUGACCACAAACACAGAUGAGCUCAAGUGACAAACUUGUGGAUAUGCUGAAAGCAGAAGAGAUGGAGACAUACAGUAGCUCGAUCUCUGCGUCAGGUGGUGCAUCAAGGAGUAUAUCGCUUGUUGCUGACAAAGAAGGUGACACAUCUCUGAAUCUUGAAGAUGCCAUGGGGAUGUUGACUAGGAAUAUUGGUAAGAUGAUGAAUCCCUCUGGUUGGAGGAAUCACUAUUGUCGCUGGAGGUGAUCAUAGCAAUGGUAGAAGAAGAAAAUGUCUUAAGUGCUACGAGUAUGAAGGAGUUGGUCAUAUAAGGGCUGACUGUCAUGUAGCACAACAAAGAGAACUUAAGUGUUCUGAGUGUAGAGGUGUUAGACACACUCGGCGUGAAUGUCCAAACUCAAAGAAAGAAAAAGGCGUUCCAUUGCAGUCGUUAGAUGAUUCAGAGUAUGUAGAAGAUGGAAAGGUAUUGAAGAACCUUGUUGCAUUUGGUGUACGCAAGGAGGAAUUCAGUGAAUCCUCGGAUUCAGAUAUUGAUACAGACUCUGAGGAUUAUCACGUGAUGCUCAACAAAUGGUUUCAGCUCAAGGAUCAGAAUUUGAGAUAGGAGAAUGUGGCUCAGAAGCAAACCAAUUUGCUUGAAGAAGUGCUUGAAGAACUUGCGACUGUAAAUAAAGAGAAGAAUGAGUCUCUUGAGCAGGAAGUUAGCAAGCUCAGGGAAGGAUCUAUUGGUGAAUGAGAGAGAGCAAGGAUGCUGGAAGAUGAUUUGGCUGAGAAUCACAAGCGGGUCAGGAUGCUCAAUAGUGGAACCAAUGAUUUGGAUAAGACACUUUCGAUGGGACAACCAACUAAGACAAAAUGGGGACUGGGAUACCGAGGAGCUCAGAGUACUGGCGUACAUCAGAAGGGGUUGUCACACUUCGUGCGAGGAAGCACAUCAAAAAGUGAAGCUAAAGAAGUUCGUCCAAAAGUACGCCGGGACGUACGACAAAGAGUACAACAGGAAGGUCUACAACACGUAGAUGUGAGUAACAAGUCGAAGACAAUACAUCACUACAGCAACAUGAAUGUCAGACAAGAGUUUCUGAAACAUGAUUGUGCAUCUGGUACAAGGAAGGAGACUGAUCAGUGCAUCAUCAACUGUGUCAGGCCAAACAAGAAGCAACAUCGGAUGUGUUGUUGGUUCUAUGGGAAGGUUGGACACAAGAAGGUGAUGUGUUUUGCUCGUGAGAAAAGCAGAAACAUGGCCAAGAAGGUGAACAAGAUGUUCAUUAAACUCAAGAGGGUUGAAGAGGUAGUCUUAGCCAAGAGUGAUCUUGAGGAAGGUCAAGAAGCAUCAAAUCUGGAGCCAGGACACGGAGUUGAUUAUGGUACAGAGUGGAAUGAGAUCAAAGUGCGCCAGGAAGUGAUGCGAGAUGAUCUUCAUGAGGAUGAUAAUGAAAUCACUCCAAGACAAUAGCAAUGAGUGCAAAGUGCACUCGGUGCGGAUGGAGAAAGGCUCAUGGUCAAGAAGACUACACAUAAAGGAAGCCAAGUCCUCAAUAGAAGCUAGUCGAAGAGUAGUUCGACAUGUGCGUCAGAUUGUGAUGCAGUACUUGUAAUAUAUUCUACUGCAUGAGGAGUAUAAACUAAAAAAUUAAUCAAAUACUUACUAUUUUUUUGAUAUAUUUUAAUAAUUUUGUUAUGUGUGAGCCAUCCACCUAAUAAACUGUACAUUUAAAUAGUAAUAUUUUAAAAAGUAACUUUAUUGACAUUUAUUUAAAUAAAUUCAUAAUUCUGAAAUAACAAUAACUUUUUGAGAACAUCAAAAUUAUUUAUGCGCAUAGGAAAUAAAUCCUUUUAUUUGCUUAUUGGAAAAUGAACGAGUCUAAAGCUUUUACACAUAUUAUAUGAGAAAAACUUGGAUUUUUCUAAAUUAGAUUCGUUUAAAUCGGAACAUAUUAACGUGAGUUUCUAAAAUUAGAUUUUUGUUAUGUAUAUAUGUAAGAAUACUUUGUAUGAUGUAACAAAUAGAAUAAUUCAUCUCUUUCCUAAACUUUUAACUCACUAUCAAUCCAUUUCUAUAAUCCAAGAUGAGGAAAUCCGUUCAAAUCUUGUCUACAUUCUUAAUCAUCUUCAUUAUUCUCUCACUAGGAAUGAUGGCAGAUGCGAAAAAACAGUGUCCAUAUAAAAUUCCAAUUAAUAAAAAAUUCUCGUAUUGUGCUGCAACACACUGUUUGGCUGAUUGUAAGAAGCAACAUGGAGCUGAUGCUAGUGGUAGUUGUUCCGAAGAAAAGGGAUUUUGUAAUUGCGUUGCUAAUUGCAAGGGUUCUCGCUAAGUGUUGUGAAUAUAAUAAUAUCCAGCCAAAGUUUUAUACUAUCUUUUUACCAAUAAAUAUCUAAAUGUUAAAAUGUUUGUCUCAGAUUUGUGGAUCUAUUUAUAAUAAAUAAUAAUAAGAGAAUUUAAUACAUACAAAUGUGAAUAACAAGAUUGUACUUUAAAUAAAAUAAAUGAUCACAAUAUUAUUAGAUGUAUCCAAAAAUAUGUAUAUGAUCAAAAAAGUUUAAGACGAGUUUUAAAAGAUAGCGAUGAAAUCACAACUAAUAUUUAAAUGAUAUAUCAUCAUCACCUAACAUGUCAAUUUUGUGUACAUUGUAAAGAUAUAAAAUAAAAAUAGCAAGACUAGAUUAACUACACUAAAUAAAAGGCACUUAUUUGAAGGCCUCUGUAAAUGUCUACAUGAGCUAAAAUUUGAAAACUACGUAGGGCUCGACUCUAACCGGUUAAUAGUAUUAUUCCAAACCAUCAUAAUGAUCUCUUAUAAUUAAUUUGGUUCACCUACGCAAUUCUGAGAACACUAUUUGUUAAUGCGAAUUAUUAGUUUCAAUUUAUGCAUCCAAUGACUUUUCUUUAGGACAGUUUUAGAUUAAUAGUUUAUAUAUUCGACAUGUAUCAUGUAUGAUAAACCGGACUGAAAGUUUUGUUUAUGUUAAGUUUAAAAAUAAGACUAGUUUAAUAUCGUAAAUUGUUCUUGGUUUAUCCUAAGAUGUACAAAAUCUGCUUGCUUUGGUAAACAAAACAUGAAAAACUUUUGAAUCGGCUCUAUUAGACUUUACGUAAUCAACACAAUAUGAUUUAGGUAUCCAAACGAAAUAAUAGUUUGGAUUAGAUCUGAUAUAUAUAUAUAUAUAUAUAUACUAGUUUAAGAUCCGCGCAAUUGUGCGGGGCGAAUGUUAUAUAUAAAACUAACUUUUAUCUAUUAUUAUUUAUUUGUAUUCAUUUAUGUAUUAUGUAUAUAAUUAAAUUAGAGUAAAGACAUAAAUUAAAACAAUAUAUCUUGUUUAUUUACGAUAAUGUUUUGGUAAAUUCAUUAAAACAAUCAUUUUAUUUAUUUUAUAUGGUAUAUAACUAAAUUUCAAUGAUAUGGAGAUAGAUAUAUAGUAUAUUUUAAUAUAAAUAUUUAUUAUUGAGAAUUCAUACUCACAUGAUAACACAAAAUUUCUAAUGUGUCAUGUUUUGAAUGCAAAUUUCAAAAUUAAUAUGUUAAGGUUUCAAUACUUUUUCAAUACAAAUUUAGAAAUAACCAUAUUUUAAGUAUUUUUCUAUGUUAUAUAAUUUAAUUUUAAACUAUAUUAAUAUGUAAUAUGAAUGUCUACUAAAUGACACUUCAUAUUCUUACGAUUUAUGGUCAUUUGUAUCUUGUUAUUAACUUUCACAAAACUUUAUUGUGACACAUUUAGUAAUUUAUAGUCGUUUUAAAAAUUAAAAAAAUGAUUAAUGUGGUUGUUUAAUAUCUUUUAAUGAUAUAAAAUUAAACAAAAAGAGCUAAGAUACAAAAGUUAUUUAUCAAAUAUUUAUUAUUCAUAAUCAUUGAUUUUCACAUUACGUUAAUCAUAUUAGGUAAUUCUGUAGCUUUUAUUUAAGAAAAGUGAGAGAAUAUUCUUUUGUAUACUAUUUAUCAAUUUAAUAGUUAGUUUAAUAAAAAUUUAUUAUAAAUUAAGAUAGACCAACCAAUUUCUCUAAGAAUUGUGAAUUUCGUUUUCAUGGUGACACGUGACUAGAAAACGAUGUUGUAAUGUUUCUCAAUUAAUAUAUAAGGAAUAUAUAUAUGUUUAUUAAUGACAGGUUCAUUAAGUUUUAAUUCGAGUUUGCUGAAUGCAAUAAUACUGGUGGCCCACUUAAACCGAAAACAAUGUAUAUGCAUAUUAAUGUAAUGUUUGAUGCCUUGUUAAUUUACAAAAACAUCAUUACUGAAGAUCUUAAGAUUAGUUAUAAAUUCAGUGACAAAAGUUGUAAAAUACCUCAUAAGAAUAGGGUUAUCUUAUAUUUAUAUAGUACAUUUGUUUUAAUGGGAUACAUAUAUAUAUAUAUAUAUAUAUUUCCUCACACUAACAAAAAACGUUUUGUCCAAUUUUUGACAUAGGUUAGUUUAGUUAUUUAUACAUCAAAUACAUCUAGUCUAUUAAAACAGAAGUACAUUCUGUACUUAACCCUAAGUUUUACUCAAUAUUUACAUUCCAUGCCACUCUUUUUAAUUAAAGAUUAUCUAAUUAAAUAUAACACAUACACAAAUAAUAUUUAUUAUCAGGCCAUGCAAAUCCAAAAUGUGAUUCUCUAACAUAUAUUUUGCUUUAAUUAACUACAUUGCCUUAUAAAUCAAAAACGUAUUUAUUAUCUUGCCAUAUAUUUCUCUAUUAUUAAAACUAUAUUGCCAUGUAAAUCUAAAACACGAUUAAUACAUUAUUAUCAUCUAAAUAAACUACAUUGCCAUUAUUAUAUUCCAAAUAUAUAGAUCAUGUCCUAUGUGUGAUUACUCCUAAAUAUCAUUCCAAUUUUUUUUAAUUUAAAAAAUCUUCAGGUACAAAUAAAUAAUCCAUUUUUAUAAUUUACAAUAACUAAACUGAAAAAGUAUUAUAAUUUUGUAUGUGAGUAACAUAAAUUCGACAUAAACGAAAAAUUUCGAAUAAAAUUUUGUAUUACUAGCUGUUUUAUACGAAUUAAAAAACAUUUAAUACACAUAUUAAUAUAUAAAAUCAAUAUGACUGCUUUUUAAUGUUUAAUUAAUAUUGAACAUAUAUUUUUGUCAAAAAAUAAGUUGUCCAUUUAUAAUAUAGAUAUAAUUACUAAUUUUAACAUUUAAAAUAGAGAAAUUUCCAAUAAUAGCCCGUUUUAGUUUUUCUAUAAUUGCCUGUUUUAGUUUUUACUAAUUUUAACAUGUAAAAUAGAGAAAUUUCCUAUAUUAAUUUAUAUUUAUAUAUUAAAAACCACUGAAGAGUCUUUUUUUACCUCCUUUGAACAAUAUUCUCUCAAAUGUCUUUUAAUCUUUUUCUUCUUUGAAGACAUUUUGGUGAUAAAAACUUAAAAAAAAAAUGAUAUUGAGAAAAUUACCUUUUUAAAUAUUAGGGUUUGAGCACAAUAUAAAAUUAGCAGAAAAAAAAAAUUAUACUUGAAUGUAUUUGUAAUCAUUUAUUUGUGAUACUAAUACAUUCAAUACAAUAAUAAUCAAACAAUAAUCUAAUAUUGUUCGAUCACAGUAAAUAAAAUGCAGUAAUUACCAAUAUAUUAUAAGGUAACAAUGAUUUUACAAGUUAAAAUAAAUAGCCGCGUCGGCGCGCAGGUCAGACUCUAGACAUGUAUUUAUUUAAAAAAUCAAAUAGAUCAGAUAUGAACUUUAUAUAUAUAUUUCAAUAAAAAUAUUUGGAAUGUAAUUUAAUAAAACUUAAAAGUAUAUCUAGAUCUCUAAUAUUUACAUUUUUUUGUUUAAUAUAUCAAAAUAAAUUGAAAAAAAAGUUUGAAGAACGUGAAAACAAAAUUUCUAAUAUUUUGGAAGCUAAACGUAUUGAACAUGAUACACAAAUGUCAAAACUAAGUAACAUAUUAAUCUACAGCAUGAACACAAAAAAACAAGUUGAUAACAUUACAAGAAAUUAGAAUAUAUAAGAACAUAAAAUAAAUACCCGUGCAGACGCACGGGUCAACCUCUAGUUAAUAACUUAAAACGCACAUAUCAGGUUUUGCAAGUUUGCUAGACACGUAAAAGAACUCUUUUUCAUAUCAAACUUUUUUUCUUCAUUUCAUUUUCGCUAAUUUAUUAAAUAUAAGUAAUUAGGUCUAAAAUAAAGUAACUCUAAUUUUCAUUUAUAUAAAAACUAAAUUUUUAUUUAAGAAAUCCAAUUUAUAUAUAUAAUGCAUAAUAUAAAAUACAAAUAUUUACCUUUUUACUAUUGGUUCCAAACCAUAUUUCUUUUUGUUACCAUUCACAUUUUAUCAUUCACCGUUCUUUUGUUUAACCGCUAAUAUUCUGCAGCUUAUAAAACAAUACUUAAACGGGACUGCAUAACAUUAUCCGCUUAUUCCGCUGUUCCCAUUCAGUCUAAAAAUUACUCUUUCUAUCUAAAUCUAAAACUGAAUUCAAUUAAAUUAUUUGAAGAUUGCACAGUUUUCACUAUUCUCUAUUUUAAUGUAUAAACUAAAAAAUUUGAGAACAUCAAAAUUAUUUACUGAUAUCACUUAAAUUACCCUAAGGAGUGAUUUAUACUCUCUCAAAUAAGAGGUCGAGCUGUAUUACUUAGGGAUCGAAUUCGUAGGGAGCUAGAGAACCAAAUAAAUCUAAUAAGAUGGAUUAAGCUAGGUUGAUUUAAUGAUUAAAUGUAAAGUUGCAAGUUUGUGAGCAAGACAAUUGCUCGAUUGAUUUGAUUGGAGUUUUGGUGGAAGGAUGGUUUGCUAGACUUAGGGUCUCUAUCAGGAAAUCAUGAUUAUAAUCCUACAGAUGUCUAACAAGUUGUAUGCAUGAUAUUAUAGAAUUCAACACUUAUAAACAAACCAUUAGGCUCUCGCUUUCUAGGUUUGUCUAUUGACCCACUAUAAGUGUUGAUCGAUGAUUCUAUAAGAAUAUCGAUCGAUACACUUGUUGAACCGUCGACUGAUUAUUCGAUUGAAAUAUCGAUCGAUGCGUUUGGUCAAGUUUUAACGUGCGGGUUGAAUGUACUCACUAAGCUUCCUAGAUCAACUAUCACCUUACUCUAGCAAUCUUAGCUCAAUAAGGAUGGAUUCAGGGUGAGAUGCAAGCUAUCGCUUAUGUCUACAACUCUUAGGGUACGUUCUAGGUAGCUAAUCUAGAAACAGACAUUAAUGAGAAUCCUAAAGAUGAAUAUCACAACUUAACAAUCUAUAGUUGGGACUAAUCCCUCAUAACAUAUCUAAACCCUAAACCUAACAGGUGGAUCUAUUCAAGCAAGAAGUUUGUCACAUUAAUCAUAGAAAGAAUAAAUAAAAUUGCAUUAGAAUAAAUAUAAAAACCAAAACCAAUGGAGUUCCAGGAGGACUCUGGAGGAGUUACUCCAUUCUCUCCUCACUAAGAGAAAACAAUGAAUAAAAUAAAGCUUAGCGGUUAACAAUGGCUUAGAAAACACAUAAAUAGGAUUUUAGGUUGUCCAAGGAUAUUCUGGUAAUUUGUGGUUGCUUUUGGGCUUCAACGGUCAUAAAAUAUGCUCAGUCCAUAUUCUGGGAUCACCGUCGAUCGACACCAAUGAUGUUUCAUCGAUCGACAGUUCUGUAUCUUCUCGACAACUUCCUCUCGCGAGGCAGACUGACCACUCUUCAGUAAAACGGGAAUGACCUCGGCUACAGGAUGCUGAUUAACCUCAAACUGGCGGUAUUGCAAAGCUAACUCAAAGAUCUAUCUUGUUUAAAAAUAUGGGCUCAAUCGAACGGUGGGAAGGUCUCCAUCCAAAGAUAAACAUCUGACGCGUCUGUGCAGCUCUGCAUUCAAAAGGCUCCAAAAGACACCAAAAUCACCAAUUUUCUCCAAAUUGUCUCUGAACCUUUAAAUACCCUAAAUAGACUCUUUAUAGUAGUAAUUAGUUAUUAAAACACUUAUAAACCAUGGCUAAAAGUGAGUAAAAUCCAUGCCUAUCAUUUACACGCAUAUGACACGUACCCUUUUAUUUGCUUAUUGGAAAAUGAACGAGUCUAAAGCUUUUUCACAUAUUAUAUGAGAAAAACUUGGAUUUUUCUAAAUUAGAUUCGUUUAAAUCGGAACAUAUUAACGUGAGUUUCUUAAAUUAGAUUUUUGUUAUGUAUAUAUGUACGAAUACUUUGUAUGUUGUAACAAAUACAAUAAUUCAUCUCUUUCCUACAUUUUUAACUCACUAUCAAUCCAUUUCUAUAAUCCAAGAUGAGGAAAUCCGUUCAACUCUUAUCUACGUUCUUAAUCGUCUUCAUUAUUCUCUCCCUAGGAAUGAUGGCAGAUGCGAAAAAACAGUGUCCAUAUAAAAUUCCAAUUAGUAAAAAAUUGCCGUAUUGUGCUCCAGCACUCUGUUUGGCUGAUUGCAAGAAGCAACAUGGAGCUGAUGCUAGUGGUAGUUGUUCCGAAGAAAAGGGAUUUUGUAACUGCGUUGCUAAUUGCAAGGGUGCUCGCUAAUAUCCAACCAAAUUUUUAUACUAUCUUUUUACCAAUAAAUAUCUAAAUGUUAAAAUGUUUGUCUCAGAUUUGUGGAUCUAUUUAUAAUAAAUAAUAAUAAGAGAAUUAAAUAAAUACAAAUGUGAAUAACAAGAUUGUACUUUAAAUAAAAUAAAUGAUCACAAUAUUAUUAGAUGUAUUCAAAAAUAUGUAUAUGAUAAAAAAAAAGUUUAAGACGAGUUUUAAAAGAUAGCGAUGAAAUCACAACCAAUAUUUAAAUGUGAUAUCAUCCUAACAUGUAAAUUUUGUGUACAUUGUUAAAAAAUAAAAUAAAAAUAGCAAGAGUUGAUUAUCUACACUAAAUAAAAAGCACUUAUUUGAAGGCCUCUAUAAAUGUCUACAUGAGCUAAAAAUUUGAAAACUACAUAGGGCUCGAUUCUAACCGGUUAAUAGUAUUAUUCCAAACUAUCCUAAUGAUCUCUUAUAAUUAAUUUGGUCCACCUCCUUUUAUACGCAAGACUGAGAACACUAUUUGUUAAUGCGAAUUAUUAGUUUCAAUUUAUGUAUCCAAUGAAUUUUCUUUAGGACAGUUUUAGAAUAAUAAGUUUAUAUAUUCGACAUGUAUCAUGUAUGAUAAACCGGACUGAAAGUUUUGUUUAUGUUAAGAUGAAAAAUAAGACUAGUCUAGUAUUGUAAAUUGUUCUUGGUUUAUCUUAAGAUGUACAAAAUCUGUUUGCUUUGGUCAACAAAACAUGAAAAACUUUUGAAUCGGCUCUAUUAGACUAACGUAAUCAACACCAUAUGAUUUAGGUAUCCAAACAAAAUAAUACUUUGGAUUAGAUCUGAUAGGUAUAUAUAUGUCUAUUAAUGACAGGUUCAUUACGUUUUAAUUCGAUUUUGCUGAAUGCAAUAAUACCGGUGGCCCACUUAAACCGAAAACAAUGUAUAUGCAUAUAAAUGUAUUGUUUGAUGCCUUGUUAAUUUACAAAAACAUCAUUACUGAAGAUCUUAAGAUUAGUUAUAAAUUCGGUGACAAAAGUUGUAAAAUACCACAUAAGAAUAGGUUAUCUUAUAUACUACAUUUGUUUUAAUGGGAUACAUAUAUAUCCUCACACUAACAAAAAACGUUUCGUCCAAUUUUGACAUAGUUUAGUUAUUAAUACAUCAAAUACAUUACUAAUAACUUAAAACGCACAUAUCAGGUUUUGCAAGUUUGCUAGAUACCUAAAAGAAAAUUAUUUAUAUGAGAUAAGAUAUGCGUUUUGCGCAAGGUGAAUGUAUAUGAAAAUUAUUUAAAAAAAUAUUGUAUGAAAGAGUAAAAUUUAUAUUCUUGAUCGAAUUAAUAUUUUUGGCCCUUAAACAAAUUUUUUAAAUUUUUUUUGUUAAUUACCUAAUUUGUUUACUGAUGAACUGUUCACAUUUUAAAAAAUAUUUUAGGUCAAAAUAUCACUUAUCGCAUAAGAACCUAACGUUUACGCCGAAGAAUCUCAAGCCUACUAUUUGGUUACAAUGAAACUAUGUCAGCUCGGUGUUAUAUCAUGAUUUAGCAAUUUAAAAUUUAAUUAUGGUUAUGAGAAGUUUACGUUCACGUGUCAAUCCUAUCUAUCUUCAAUAUUUUUCUUAAUUUUGUGUCGUUUUUUCUCAUUUUGGUUAUUGCUCGAUAUAAAUAUUGAUUUUUGAGUUUAUUCUCAUUUCGUUAUUUUGUUUUAGCCUGAGAUUUAAAAAAUGUUUAAGAUUUUAAAAUUAUUUAAAAAAUACAUACUUAAGUAAGAUUCACGUCUUGUGCAGAAUAAAUAUUUUAUAUGUAUUACUUAUUUUAUGUUUUUCUGUAUAUUAAAAGACUGGCCAUUGCAAAGGAUUUGGUUUUAUUCAGGUAGGUUGAGUUAAUGUCAGUCUUGAAUUCUUACUGAUGUGCUUUUUGAUUAACAGAGAUCUUGUCUUUUAAAUACCUUGCAGUUUGCUCGCCUGGAGGAUGCAAGGAAUGCACUGAAUCUGAACGGGCAGUUGGAGAUUGCAGGUCGUGCAAUCAAGGUAUUGGUUGAUCUUAUUUUGAAAUAUUUAUUUAUAUUAACCCGUAAGGCUGUAGAGAGCUGUAGCUGUGUUAAGUAUUUUCUAGACUCUAAAAAACAAGCAUCCUUUGUAAGAAACAAACAUUCAUGUUCUUUCUGCUUAGUGAUGGUACAUUAUUUUGUCUACUAAGGAAAAUGAACCAUGACAACCUGCAUGUUGAAUUUUUUCCCGGAUAUUUAGAGCAGCCAAACAAUUUUGAACCAGAGCCCAUCAAAGCCAAAGGCUUCUAAAUAUGUAUAUUACACCAUAUGUUAUGUCUGUUGAUGAUUUAGUAUCACGUUUCAUUAGGUGUCAGCUGUAACAGAACAACGGUGAUCUGGAUGAUGAUGAUGGACAGGUCCUUGUAAGUAGUUUUCUUAAGCUUGCUAACUUAUCCUCCAAAAGAGAACAUAUCUCAUCGGUAUAUAGGUAGAACUGAAGUGAUCUGUUUCAAAUAAUAGAUAUAGGCACUGCAAUCACGUAGGAUUUGGUAUAUAAUCAACUUAAUAAACCCGUCUUCUCUGCAGCCUCGCUGCAGUGCUAUCUCCAUUGGUGGCUCCUCUCGUAAAAGGGGGUUUUCCGCUGUUGUCGGUAUUCCAGCUGUGGUCGACCCUGUUGGUGCCCCCAGCGAAUGUCUACUGCUUAAAAACAUGUUUGAUCCCUCUACAGAGGUUGGCGAUCUGCUGAACAUUCUCUCGUCUCUUAAUACUUUGUACCUGAAGCUAAUUCUUCUUUACACAUGUAUAUGUUUCGCAGACUGAACCUGAGUUUGACUUUGACGAGCAUAUCAAAGAAGAUGUUAAAGACGAAUGCUCCAAAUUUGGAGAACUGAACCAUAUCUUUGUUGACAAGUGAGUGAACUUUUAGUAUUUUUCAUCCUCCAAAAGAGCAUUACUAAAGUAACAUUUGAUUGCUCGAAACAGAAACAGCAUAGGUUUUUUGUCUACUUGCCAUUUGAAAAUGCGCAAGCAGCAAUGGGAGUGUAACGUGCUCUCCAUGGUAGAUGGUUUGCUGGAAAGAUGAUUACAGCGACUUACAUGGGUAGUACAUGACUUGUAACAUUUUCAAGCUGUUCGGUUUAAUUCUCUACUAACGAAUCUUCUUCCUCUUUUGUGAUGUCAGACUACGAAGCCAAGUUCCCUGAGAGGAAGUAGUUGAUAGAUUCAUGAGAAUGUAAGCCGAGAGAGAUUUUAGGAUUGUUUUUAAAAGCAUCAAUGAAGAUGGUAUUUAAGAUAAUGAAAGCUUGUCGUAUGGCUUGUGUCACGUCUAUUGUUUAUGCUUUCACCCGCUUCUUACAUUAUUAAACAUUCGAAAUUGUGUGUUUGGUUACUUUCAUUGAUACCUUUCUUUAGGUUCAAUUUAAUAUUUUAGGCCAUAAGAAUGUUUCGACUCUUUAUAUUCGGUUCGAAACCAAAAGAAAGUUGACUAUUUUGGUUUGUAUAUAUUCAUAUAUUUUUUUGUUGGAAUUGGUCUUUCACUCUGCCUUAUUAUAAUGAUCUGAACUCUGCCUAAUCACCAAGUCAUAAUCAUUCUUUAAGUAGUUAAUAACAAAUAUAUUAGUUUCAUACCCUAUCAUUAAAAAAAAUCUACUAGCCAAGACCCUUAAUCGUUUGUAUAUUGUCAUGUUUGUAUAAACUGAUUAGAAAAUUUUGGAUAUUCCGGUUACAAUUACAAUUUCUUUUGAUUUUUUUUUUCAAAUGUUUUGGUUUAUGAUAAUUAUAUCUUAAAAUAAUGGAAUACAUUGCUGUAAUUUUGAAAAUACAUACAUUUUUUUUUAACAUAUGAUUUCAAAAGAAAUGGUAGGUUGUAGUCUUGUAGAUGAAUACUUCCCCGGUUAGGUAAACAAUUCGAAUUUAAAAUCGGUUUGGUUUGGAUAGGAAGCGUGAACCGGGCGACAAGGUAAGCAAAAAUCCAAGGGCCCAGAUUGAAUAGUUUGGAUCAUCGGUAAUGCGGGUGGAAUGUCAAGAAAAAAGGAAGAGAGAAAGACGUGAAGAUACAUUAGUGACGAAUAUAUCCUUCCUUGACGCCGCUCCGAGCUUGAGAGAAACAAUCCAUCCCCAGAGGAAGAUCGAACAUUAUUGCACAUAAGAUCGAACGAGAAUAGAAUUGAAAUCUCCUCCUCUUUGCUUUCCGAACUUGGUACUCGCUUCUCUAUCGAUUCGUCAUCUGUUUGAAUCUAUCGAACAUUUCAUCGGCGAGCUAAAUAUGGAGCAUGAGCAAGAUGACCCUGGGGUUGACUUGCCACUUGAUGGUUCAUUGGAAAGUGAGCCUAUAUGUGAUGAUCCAAGUCGUAUAGAUAAGGCUGAUGAUUCAGGAAGCAACGAGCAUCCCAACAUUUAUAGACACGAUAUUGUGAGAAACAACAAGACAGGUAGUAUUGGGGUUGUGAGCGAAGUUGCUGGUGAUUCUGACUCUGAAAGUGAUAUUAGCGAUGAGGAAAAUUAUGGUGGUGAUGAUGAGGACGAUGAUAAUGAUGAUGAUGGGGCUGAAGAGGAAGGGAAAAAGGCCAACGAGGAAAAUGUUGGUCGUGGAGAGAAAAACUACAAAUGUGGUACUCUUGAGGGUGAUCAGAUUCGUGUUCUGUGGAUGGACGACACCGAGCCAGUUCAGGAUGUUAACAAUGUAACAGUUGUAGAUCGUGGUUUCUUACACGGAGACUAUGUUGCUUCAUCUUCUGACCCAACUGGGCAGGUGGGAGUAGUAGUGGAUGUAGACAUGUCGGUAGAUUUACUGGCUCUGGAUGGUUCUACCCACAAAGACAUCUCAACAAAAGAAUUGAAACGCGUCAGGGAUUUUUGUGUUGGUGAUUACGUGGUUCACGGCCCCUGGCUAGGUAGGAUCGAUGAUGUGUUGGACAAUGUGACUGUGUUGUUCGAUGAUGGAUCCAUGUGUAGAGUCCUACGUGCUGAGCCUCUUCAACUCAAACCUGUUUCCCAGAGUAACCUUGAAGAAGACGCAAACUUUCCUUAUUACCCGGGCCAGCGUGUCAAAGCAACCUCCUCGUCGGUUUUCAAGAGUUCCCGUUGGUUGUCUGGAUUGUGGAAGCCCAAUCGCUUAGAAGGUACUGUGACUAAAGUCACCGCUGGAUCUAUUUUUGUCUACUGGAUUGCUUCAGCUGGCUUUGGGCCAGAUUCUGCUGUCUCCCCACCUGAGGAGCAGAGUCCAAGUAACUUGACGUUGUUGUCAUCUUUCACUCAUGCUAACUGGCAAGUUGGUGACUGGGGCCUUCUUCCAUCGGUGAAUCAGUCUGCUACGAUUCCCUUGCACAAGCAUGUUUCUAAAUUACGACUUUAUGAUUCUCAAGCAAAAAGGGCAGACCGGGAACAGAAUAAAUCCGAUUUAGAAGAUGAACUAAGCGAAGAAAAAAGUGAGCCUGUUGGCAUUACUGCUGAAGCUUUGCCAAAAGAAACUACUGUUUCUUCUACUUCUAAGGAGCCUGCGCAUGAACCUUGGCCUCUCCAUCGUAAGAAGAUACGCAAACUCGUUAUCAGAAAGGACAAAAGGGUAAAGAAAAAAGAGGAAAGCUUUGAACGAGCUCUGUUGAUAGUUAACAGCAGAACGCUUGUUGAUGUAGCCUGGCAGGAUGGUACAGUUGAAUGUAGACGGGAAGCAACAACAUUGAUUCCGAUUGAGACCCCUGGCGAUCAAGAAUUUGUCCCUGAGCAGUAUGUGGUGGAGAAGGCUUCAGAUGAUGAUGAUAAUAACACAACUGAACCUAAGCGUGUUGGGGUUGUUAAAAGCGUCAAUGCAAAAGAACGUACUGCUUCUGUGAGAUGGUUGAAGCCGCGUCUAACGGCAGAAGAGCCUCGUGAGUUUGACAAGGAAGAAAUUGCAAGUGUUUAUGAGCUAGAGGUCCAUCCCGAUUAUGACUACUGUUAUGGGGAUGUUGUUGUUCGGCUGUCACCUGUUACCAUGGCCUUACCAGCAUCUUCUGAGGCAACAGAGCAAGACGAUGGGCACCAAGAUGCAGAAUAUCAUCAAGAAGCUAAAGUCCAUGAUAAGGAAGAAAACGAAGUUGAUACGAACAUUCCGGAGCUCUCAUGGGUUGGAAAUAUUACUGGACUUAAGGAUGGUGAUAUUGAAGUAACAUGGGCUGAUGGAAUGGUCUCAACGGUUGGCCCUCAAGCAAUUUAUGUAGUUGGUCGGGACGAUGAUGAAUCAAUUGCUGCAGAAAGUGAAGCAAGUGAUGCUGCUAGUUGGGAAACUGUAGACGACGACAAUGGUGGUGCUCCUGAAGAGGAUCUUGGAAGGGGUAGUUUUCUUGAGGAAAACUCUGAUGCAGGAAACAAUGGUGAGAAUGAUUCUGGGAGGAAUGGUGCCCUAGCUCUCCCACUAGCUGCAGUUGAAUUCGUGACUCGAAUGGCUAGUGGAAUCUUUUCACGUGGACAGAAAGCUGAAGAUUCUUCCAGUUCUAGUCUCACAGAUGACAAUGGAUUGACGAACUCUUCCCACGAGAGGGGUUCUUUCCUUGAUGAUCAUAGUCCUACAAAUUUCAGUGCCACUGAUAACUGUGAUUUAGAGGGAACAGUUGUAGAAAAUGAAGCAGUGGAAAGAUCAGAGGGUGAAAAAUCUGAAGAGCCAAUACCUUCUGAAAGUGAUAGUUGCAGUUUCAAACGCUUUGAUAUAUCACAAGAUCCUCUGGACCACCAUUAUCUUGGCUCAGAUGAGCAGAAAACAAAGGAAAGACGGUGGUUCAAAAAGGUUGAUCAAGACUGGAAAAUACUUCAGAACAAUCUUCCGGAUGGAAUAUUUGUUCGAGUUUACGAAGAUCGAAUGGAUCUGUUAAGGGCGGUUAUAGCUGGGGCUUAUGGAACACCAUACCAAGAUGGUCUCUUCUUUUUUGAUUUUCACCUUCCAUCUGACUACCCUAGUGUGCCACCGUCGGCACAUUACCAUUCUGGUGGUUGGAGGUUGAACCCCAAUCUGUAUGAAGAAGGCAAGGUCUGUCUUAGCCUUCUUAAUACGUGGACAGGCAGAGGAAAUGAAGUCUGGGAUCCCAAAUCAUCUAGCAUCCUUCAAGUCCUUGUUUCACUCCAGGGAUUAGUGUUGAAUUCAAAGCCUUAUUUCAAUGAAGCCGGGUAUGAUAAGCAGAUAGGAACUGCAGAAGGAGAGAAAAACUCACUGGGGUAUAACGAGAAUGCCUUUCUUCUAAAUUGUAAAACCAUGAUGUAUCUUAUGCGGAGACCACCAAAGGAUUUUGAAGAACUCAUCAAAGAUCAUUUCAGAAAACGCGGUUAUUACAUCUUGAAGGCAUGUGACGCCUACAUGAAAGGAUAUCUAAUAGGUUCUCUCAGCAAAGAUGCCUCGGUUAUUGAUGAAAGCUGCAGUGCUAAUUCAAAUUCGGUUGGUUUUAAGCUUAUGUUGGCUAAGAUUGCGCCAAAGCUAUUCUCAGCGCUGAGUGAGGUAGGCGCUGACUGCAAUGAAUUCAAGCAUCUUCAGCAGCAGCAAUAACACAAGCCUCAAAGGAUAUACACCAAUUAUAUUGCCAAUUAACCAAGUGAAGGUUUUGUGGCUUCUUUAUUAUUACAAGUUUUGAACUCAGAUAUGUCUGAAAUGUGCGGGUCAGAGUUUUUUUUUGAGUUAUGCAAGAAUUGCAUGUUCCUGAGUUGUAACCCCAUCUGCUCCAGCAAUAUUGACAAAGUUUUUUUUGGCUGUUUUGGAGUUUGCUUAAAAGUUUUAGGGGUGUACACUACAACACUUGUUUUGUCAUAUGGAUAAUUAACUUCAGACAGAUUAUUUCAAAUGAAGUUAUUUUGCUUU